AUGUCGCGUUUCCGCAAGCGCGAUGGGUCCAUGGACACGGUAAGAGUCAUGUCUUCAUUCAGCGAGACCGUUGGCGCAACCGCCCAGCCCGUGCUCACUUUCGAUUCGGCGAUAUUCAGGGGUAUGUCGUUCGAACUUCCAGAAACGAAUGCAACCUCCGUCAAGAAAGUCGAGAACAUUACUGGCGUACAGGCUGUCUGGCCCGCUGGGAUCUUCACCAUCCCCGAGACACAGGCAAUUGUCCAGGAGGGUGAGAACCCCCCGUGGACUCCGCAUGUUAUGACCAGGGUCAAUGAGCUUCAUGCAAGAGGCAUCAAUGGCAGCGAUGUUGUCGUGGCACUUGUGGACAGUGGUGUUGACUACAACCACCCCGAUCUUGGAGGCGGCUUCGGGCCCGGCUUCAAGGUAGAGGGCGGCUACGAUCUUGUGGGCGACGCAUACAACGGCAAGGACGUCGCUGCUCAGCCCGAUGCGGACCCCAUGGACUGCCAAGGCCACGGCACUCACGUAUCUGGUAUCGUCGCUAGUACCAAUAGGUAUAACCCUGGUGUUGCUCCCGAUGCUCGUCUUCGAAUGUACAAGGUUUUUGGCUGCUCAACCAGCACCUCAGAGGACUACAUCAUUGCCGCCUUUCUACGCGCGCACGAUGAAGGUGCCGACAUUAUCAGCGCUUCUCUGGGAUCGGUUCAGGGUUUCCCCUAUACUCCCACCUCUAUCGUCGCGUCCAAGAUACAAGCUGCUGGCACAUUCAUCGCAGCAGCUGCUGGUAACAGUGGCCAGAACGGCCCAUUUUACUCCAGCAACCUUGGAAAUGCCUUCGGGAUUACCACUGUCGGUAGUGUCGCGGCCACCGAUUUGGUCGGCCACUCUGUAGUGGCACACGCAAGUGAUGGAUCUUCCCGGGAGAUUAAAUACGUCUCUGCGUCGCAGAGCCAGUUCAAAAUCAACGGAACCGUCAAGGCGCACUUCUACAAUGACACAACCCGUGACUCCUGUGACUGGAGCACAGCUCCGAAGGUCCCCGAUGACGAAAUUCUACUGCUGCCCCGUGGUGAUUGCAACUGGUGGACAAUGGACAUCAUUCUCUUUGGCAAGGUUAAGUGGUUCUUUGUCUAUAAUAGUGAGGGUAAGGCAUGGGAGUACCCGCUUCAGAUUCCAGUCCAGGGCUCCAAUCAGGCUCAAGAUCUUGCCCUCAUCUCGCGCGAGGAUGGAUUAUGGCUUUUGAACAAGCACAAGAGUGGAGUCUCCGUGACAUAUGAGUUCGUGUCCAAUGAAAAACCGAUUGCCGUGCCUGUUGACUUUUAUGGUGGCGGCGCAAUAAGUAACUUUUCAUCAUGGGGUCCGACCCUUGACGCCCGCAUGAAGCCAGAGAUCUCUGCUCCAGGUGGUGGCAUCUUGUCUACAUAUCCUAUGGCUCUGGGAAAAUAUGCGGUCUUAUCUGGAACUAGCAUGGCUACCCCAUACGUAGCCGGUGUGGCUGCGCUGUACUUCUCCUCACGCGGUGGACGUGCCACCCUAGGCUCUGACGGCGCCCGCUUGGCUCAUGAACGAAUCAUCGCCAGUGGCAGCCCGGUGGGUGGCUAUCAAAAUAAUGGAGUCAAGGAGAACGUUGCUAUGGCCGGCGCAGGUCUGCUCGAUGCCGUGAAGGUGGUGGACUACCAGACUUCUGUUUCACCAGCCAACAUCAACUUGAACGACACCGACCAUUUCCAAAGCACCCAUGUGAUCAGAAUCUCAAACAGUGGCGAUAAAGAGGUAGAGUACCGAAUCUUCCACGAACCUGGCUCGACAAUGCACCCCAAAAGGCAAAACAAUGCUUGGACCAAUCUCGAGCCGCCAGAAGUGAUGGACAAGAACUUCCAGGCCUCUGUCUCUCUCUCUGCAGAGACUAUCAAAGUAGGACCAAGGUCGACAUCGGAACUCACCAUUCAGUUCACUGAGCCGGUGGGAAGCAACGCAACACUCCCUGUUUACGGCGGCGGAAUCGUGAUUGCAUCUGAUAAGGAGUCUCUCCGCGUGACCUAUAUGGGCAUCAAGGGCUCUUUAUACUGGUGCGAUAUUUGGGAAAUGCACCGUGGAACCCCUCUGUUCAUGAGAAACUACGACGGAGUGGGACAGCUCGCGGAUGGUGACCACUACGUGCUUCAGCCAUACGGUACCGUUCCGCUAGGGUACUUUAAUGUGCUCUGGUCCACGGAAGAGAUCAGCUUUGAUUAUGUUGCUCGAGACUGGACGCCGAGCGACUGGGUCUACCCACCAGUGCCAGGCCAAAAUAAGUGGUAUGGCUCCGCCGCCAGCGCCGAAAGCAACUUCCCGGUUUACAAGUAUCCCCGUAUUGAGUCCGGCCAAUAUGCCGUCCCCGGUCAGACAUACAGUCACGGUGGUCCUGUCCUUCCUGGAGAAUACAGAAUGCUUGGGAGGACUCUACGCACUUAUGGAGACCCCAGCAGGCUAGAUGACUGGCAGUGGAAGCUCUCGCCGUGGUUCACGAUGAAGGCAGCGGAACCGAGCAACUCAAGCACUACCUCCGUCUCCAUCACAACCAGUGCCGAGCCCACAACCAGCGCCGUCCCGCCGCCCCUGGCGACAUGUGGCGGGGAUGUAAGGCCCAUCUCUAUUCAAGCUCGCGGCAACGGCCCAACGCUGUACAAGGUGGCCAUCGAUAAUGACUUCUUGUGCAUCGACACUGACGGCACCUCUGUCAACCCGAGCGAGGCAGCCAUCAACGACGAGGGUCAAGUUGCGUUCAGAUUUCCUGGCGUUGAUAAUGAUCGUUGGGCAUCCGCGCAUACCAUUGCCAACAGCCUGAUCUAUCUGUAUAGGGCUAGCAGUAUAAAUUCUCCUUGGUCUUACCUGACGUGCAAUAUUGCCGAGGGUAGUGGCAAGCUCGAGUGCAAGUCGAAUGCCCGUGAGACUUUCUAUGCGUGUGGCGGCAACAGCCCACUCGUGCGUGUCUCUACGCAGGUACCCACCGAUGAAGGCUGCUAUGAGGUGACUUUCUUCGCCUCGGUGCUCGAUAAUCCAGCUUGCUCGACCUCGACAGCCAUUACCACCUCAUCUGCCGUGUCCACGACGAAAGUAACGAGUACCUCGGGGCCUAGCAUCACAGCAUCGAGCAUUAGCUUUGGGAGCAACACCGCCGUGCCAAGUUAG
This is a messenger RNA of Colletotrichum truncatum, 3153 nucleotides long. NCBI's taxonomy places the organism in Eukaryota, Fungi, Ascomycota, Sordariomycetes, Glomerellales, Glomerellaceae. The record is from RefSeq and is a predicted model, not a curated record.